CGAGGAGACAAAUAGACAAGGCAUGCUGGCCACUUCGGCAGUGCUUCACAUUUUUUGUUCAGCACGCGCUCGCCCCGCAGCACCAGAGCGAAACAGGUAGACUCAUGCAAACAUAUAAGCGCUCGGAUGGAGCCCACUGGUCUCCAAGCCUAGUGGCGGCACCGCCCGCCGCUACCAAUUCCAAGAGCACGCCGCCCAUGUUGCCUGGCAUACAAGCCUUGGACGCGGACCUGUCAGUAGGCGGGACGGAGGAGUAAGAGGAAGGUGAUGGGAGGGGGCCUGCUCUCGUGCGAAAAUACAAAUGUAACAAAAACGUCCGCAAGAGCAGCCGCUUCCAGCGGCGGACAACACAUCUGUGCACUACUCCUAACUGCAUGCACGCGCCUGGCAUUAGAGCGUCACCUGCAUGGGCGGGUUCGGCCGUGCCCCCCUUGCCACGGGAAAUUCACCUCUCAGCAGCUUGCGGAUCUCAGAAAAUUGCCUGUGUUGGCAUGGUACCGCGAGCUUCGGGAAAUCUUCGUAUGAGGAGGAGCAGGAGGAGGAGGAGGAGGAGAAGGAGAAGGCACACAAAAAGGAACAUGAACAACAACAGAAGGACCGAACGAUGCGAAGUACCGAACAGAAGAGGAGAGGUGGCCUGCGAUCGGCCAAGCAGCAUCGCGAAAUCUGCUUCCCAGAGGCAACAGGUCAGCUCAGGAAGCAAGGAACAAUGCGGAAAACGGCCACGUUCGAUGAGCAGGUGGAGUCGAACGGCCUCAGCCUCGCCUCCAAUUCGCCGCAUGGCAAAGCCAGUGCGCCACUGAUUUUAACAAGGCGCCCGGCGGGAGGCAGCUGGAGCCUCUUCAGGCCCUCCAGCCGAAGCCCUACAUGCCGUCACGCAGGUCCCGGGCAGGCUUUGCUUCACGGCGGAAGGGGACGAGGAGGGGAGAAUCAGGGAGGGAAGCAACGAGCAGAAGGGGAGUGAGGAGGAGGACAAGGAACAAGGAGGAAGGGGGGGAAACAAGCGCAAGCAGACAGGCCAGGCCAUAGGCCUGGAGAGAAGAGCAACCCGCGACGAGGCUACGGAACUUGGCCAAGCUGCAGUGGCCCUUGCCGCACCCUUCCAAACGCUGGCGGCGCACAGCGAGGGAUAGGGCGUGGCGAGCGGCCUCUCAAGACGACGCCAUCGCUGCCGCCGCCACCGCCGCCGCCGUCGCUGUCGCCGUCGCCGUCGAUGCCGCCGCCUUCGCUGUCACCGCCGUCGA
Prorocentrum cordatum is the source of this 1244-nucleotide messenger RNA. The record is from the annotation of a GenBank genome assembly. Lineage: Eukaryota; Dinophyceae; Prorocentrales; Prorocentraceae.